GCUCGAACUCUUGUGUCCCAUCGCACAUUCCAACUUUGGCUCUCAACUUGCCAAAGCCUCGUUGCUCUACCCCCCCGCAGAAGCGCCGGCACAAUGUCCCCUCUGCCAAUAUACGGAAAGAAGCCCGUGGUCCUGCUGACGAAUGACGACGGUCCACCUUCCUCCCACUCACCCAACAUCUACUCCUUUGCCAAACUUCUCAUUGAGAAGCUUGGCUGGGAUGUGCGCGUCGUCGUGCCCGCGACGCAGAACUCAUGGGUCGGGAAGGGCUUCGCCAUCACGCAGAUCAUCGACGCCAACUACUUCUAUCCUCUCGAACCCGAUGGACUCAAGGGCGAGAUUACCACCAAGCGGAGGCCAUUGAAGGAGGGCGAGAGCAUGGAAUGGGUGCUGCUUAGUGGUACACCAUCGACAUGUGCCAACAUUGCGCUGCACAACAUCUACCCCGGCGAGAUCGACCUGCUCAUCUCGGGCCCGAACCACGGCCGCAACUCGUCCACCGCGUUUGCCCUCUCGUCGGGCACCAUUGGCGCCGCCCUCGCCGGCGCCCUCUCGGUUCCCAUUCCCGGCCCUUCCCUCGAUGUGCCAAGUCUGCACAAGGAGCACAUGCCGUGCAUUGCCGUGUCGUACGGUGUCGUGACGCGGCCCGUGGAGGACAAGACGCUCGAGCUGGCCACGGACGUCGCGGUGGACGUGUGCAAGGCCCUGUUUGACGACUGGGGACACGAGGGCGGCGACGACCGCAACCCGAUCCAGCUGUACAGCGUCAACAUCCCCCUGGUCGAGUCGGCCAUCACUAAGGAGAAUCGCAAGGUGUGCUUCACGACCAUGUGGCGCAACACGUACGGCCGCUUGUUUAAGCAGACCUCGGCGAUCACCAACAAGGACUACAACCCCGGUGAUGACCCAAACGCAGCCAAGGCCGCCAAGCCUGCGGAGGAGGACAGCGACCGGUUGCGAUUCAGAUUCGCGCCCAACCUCCAGCCCAUGAUCCUGCCUUCGGUGGACCAGCUGCCUGAAGGCUCCGACGCGUGGGCCUUUGCCCACGGCUACACGUCGGUGACGCCCAUCAGGGCCGAGUAUGCUGGCUUGUAUGACGGCGGCCAAGGUUUCGGAAGCACUGGCGAGAGGUUCUGGAGCAACCUGUAGUUGUUGACAUGCAUCAAUGCAAUGAG
This is a messenger RNA of Vanrija pseudolonga, 1175 nucleotides long. It is a transcript of the gene PBY1, whose product is annotated as putative tubulin--tyrosine ligase PBY1. The transcript is spliced from 6 exons. Gene Ontology annotation, cellular component: P-body. Gene Ontology annotation, molecular function: hydrolase activity. The coding region runs from base 94 to 1149 and encodes 351 amino acids. The record is from RefSeq and is a predicted model, not a curated record. NCBI's taxonomy places the organism in Eukaryota, Fungi, Basidiomycota, Tremellomycetes, Trichosporonales, Trichosporonaceae.